AUGACUUCUUGCUCAGAGUUCUGUGGGUCGGAGUACACUGAGCAAACUCCAGGAUCGGCGAACAGCAGCCACCAGCGAUAUGGCGUUCGCUCUUACCUGCACCAGUUCUACGAAGAGUGUACCGCGUCUAUCUGGGAGCGCGAUGAAGAUUUUCAGAUCCAGAGAUCGCCGAACAGGUGGAGCUCUGUCCUCUGGAAGGUCUGUCUCGCGCUGGGAGCGUUGAUACUGGUUGCAGGGUUGUCAGUGUUGUUGGUGGGCUAUGCCACCCCCCCACGCAUCGAGGCGUUCGGUGAGGACGAGCUGCUCUUCGUGGAUGGGCGAGCCGUGCGCUUUAACCGGGCGCUGGACGCCUGUAAGCUGGCAGGAGCGGUGCUGUUCUGCGUGGGGGGCAGCGGCAUGGCUCUGGGGCUGCUCCUGGCGGCCUUCUCCCAGGGCGGCUCCAAGGAAGAGCACUACCUCCAGCACAAGUUCAAAGAGAGGCUGGCCGAAAUCCAGGCCUCCGUGCUCCCCGUGACCCGGGCGCCCACGCCCGGGGAGGCGAAGGUACCUGUCACCCUCUCAAAGGUGCAGAACGUCCAACCCAGCUCUGAAACCUGA
This is a messenger RNA of Chanos chanos (milkfish), 597 nucleotides long. RefSeq names its product neurensin 1 (gene nrsn1). The record is from RefSeq and is a predicted model, not a curated record. NCBI's taxonomy places the organism in Eukaryota, Metazoa, Chordata, Actinopteri, Gonorynchiformes, Chanidae. Gene Ontology annotation, biological process: nervous system development. Gene Ontology annotation, cellular component: neuronal cell body; transport vesicle; neuron projection. Bases 1 to 597 code for a protein of 198 amino acids. The transcript is spliced from 2 exons.